CUGCCGGUAUUUUGCGCCAAACAAUCAGAGCUCGAAACGUUGCAAAGUGUCGAGAUCGCGAUCUCACAGACGAGCUGAAUGGUGGGGAUCACACAACCCCGCUGGCAUCUGCCAAGUAGUCCGUGCGCACCGCUUAAGCUCACCAGAUGAACCCUUGCCCAUAUGCAAGUGCCGCCCUUGUCAGUGACAGCAUCGCUGCCGAGCUACGUCAUUGGCGCAAAUGUCGGGAGCGGUCACGUUCAUCCCAUGUUUCAACAGCCCAUUUCGGAGGGCUUUUUUGAACACUUCUUCCACCGGCCCAGACCACGACCCCAACUGCAUUCUCUCUGCUUGGCUUCAACCUCUUCGCAAUCCUUUGUUGGGUAUUUUUCUGGACCACAGGGGAUCCACCAUCUCCUCCAGUUGUCCCCGCCGAUCAAAGCAGCCACUUGCCUGCUCGCGAACUAUCGUCGCGCCGGCUCGUCUUGGCAAAAAGAUCUCUUCUUGUUGUGUUUUUUUCUUGCUGUUGUGACCCCGACCUCCUCUCACGCCGUCGCCUGAUCACGCAGGCGGAACACUUGGAAUAAAACGUGCAGACCGUCCGCUCGUCUUUGCAACUCUAUUUUCUCGCCACGAACCAAAACCACACGUCAUACAAGUGGCUGAUACGACAAAAUGGCGAUUGGGAAUUUCACGCUGAGCUAUCUGCUCUUCACAAUCCUCCACUUCUGCCAGUUUGUCCUCGCCAUUGCCGUCUGCGCUCUCUAUGGCGUCGAACUGGACCGCGCCCGUAAGGCGAACGUGAGCGGUGAUUCCAAAUGGAUCUACGCAGAAGUAGUAGGCGGCCUCUCCGCCCUGACAGCCCUCCUCUACUGCAUCCCCUACAUCCUCCGCUUCGCCGCCAUCUGGGUCUGGAACCUCGUGCUCUUCAUCCUCUGGAUCGUCCUCUUUGGCAUCUUUGGCAAAAUGUACAUCAAUGAGAACCCAGAGGGCAACCACGACAUUGUGCGCAUGCGGAGCGCCGUCUGGGUCGUCCUUGCCAACGCCAUCCUCUGGCUCGUCAGCUUCAUCGCCAACCUGACCUACUGGUGGAUGCACAAGGAGAGGAGGAGCAGGUUUACCAGCCGGGCCAAGGUUUAG
Podospora pseudopauciseta is the source of this 1119-nucleotide messenger RNA. RefSeq lists its product as uncharacterized. The coding region runs from base 655 to 1119 and encodes 154 amino acids. NCBI's taxonomy places the organism in Eukaryota, Fungi, Ascomycota, Sordariomycetes, Sordariales, Podosporaceae. The record is from RefSeq and is a predicted model, not a curated record. The transcript is spliced from 2 exons.